GAAAACGACAUGACAGCGAAGCAAAGACUCGGUGACGGUCUUUUAAAAUAAUAAUCACACCCAUAGCUACUUCUAUUUGACCAGUAAAAUCAUAACAAUUUCUAAAUAAAACAAUAACUAAAAUAAUACUACUUUAUCUUCCUGAAUAUAGGAUGUUUCAAAAAAAAAUUGAAUAAUAUAUAAGAUGUUUUCAUUUUUCUAGAUAAUUUUUUAUUUUGUUAGAAACUGUACAACUAAUUAUAUUUAAUAAUCUAUUUUGUAAUUAGUUGAAUAACGCUAAUUUAUAGUUUUAGUGAUUUUUUAGACAAAACAAUAAUUUUUUUAAUAUGCGUGUUACAAAAAAACACUUAACAUCAUCUUAUAUUUAGUAUCAGAGAGUAAUAAUAUUCCUUUUGAUAUUCACAUAUCCAACAACAGCUUCCAUAUCAAACACGACGUACGACUGUUAUACACCUUUACCUCAAAAUAACAUAAUCCCACCUUUAUUUCCUAUGUUUCUCAGAAUAUGACCCUACAGUUCUGAUAAUGUCAAAAAGAAACCAUAUAAUCUACUUUUUCAUCUCUAUUUUUAAUUGGUGAUUUUUUCAAUAAAUCAAAAAGUUUAGGAUAUAUAUCUAUAGGCAUAUAUAUAUGAAAGGUUUAAUCAAAUUAAGCAUGUUAAUUGCCCAUAUUAGAAAAGUAAGAUUGGCCAAUUAAUCUUUUAUCUUUCUAUUCUGUAAUUAACUUUUUCAUUACGAAGGAAACGUUAUUUCUCAUUUUGGUAAGAAAAACUUGGCUUCGGACUUGAGAAAAACAUAAUGGUCAGAGUAGAUCUGUUAAUCGAAAUACAGGGAUAUAUAUGAUAUUACUGUAAAAUACACAUAUGCGGCUGGAAACAGAGAUUUUUUUUUUUUUUUCUCUUUUUGAAAUUUGAGUUUUUUUUGUUUAACACUGAGUUAUUAAAAUAUUAUAAUUAUGAUAUAAAAAAAUUAAAUAAACGAUUCGACAACCGACAAUAUAGUAUCUACCUUAUGAAGAUCAAUGUCAAACUGCAUCACCUGAACCGUCCUAUGAAAAUCCACGUAUGACCAGAUUUACUUACAGCAUGUUGAAGAUCUUUUGUAAAUUUUUCUUCCGUAGUCUGCAUAAUUGUUUAAUAAAUUGUUCUUUCCAACCUGAAUUUCCUAUAAUCUGCAAUAAAUUACAGAGUCUGAAGUCCGAACCCCAGACCUGAGUUGUAGAAACUUUUAAACCGGGUCUAACGUGCUUCCACGAAAUCUGAGUCUUCAGUAUCUUUUUAAUUUUGAAAUUUGGGGGCAUCACUCAAACUCUCGAUUUUCGCUUUGAUGGGUGCGUAGAUCUUGUUUGAGUUUGCAAGUGCGUGGAUUCCUCUAGCCAUCAGAGACAAGCGAAGAUGAUUUCUAGGUCGUACACCAACUUGCUAGACCUUGCGUCAGGGAACUUCCCUGUGAUGGGGAGAGAGCGCAGCAGGAGGCUUCUUCCUAGAGUAAUGACAGUUCCUGGCAACGUCUCCGAGUUCGAUGACGACGAUCAAGCUUCCUCCGAUAAUCCCUCCUCCGUUUCCUCUGAUCGAAUGAUCAUCGUCGCGAAUCGUCUCCCCUUGAAAGCCGAGAGACUAAACGGAACCUGGAGCUUCGCCUGGGAUCAAGACUCGUUAUAUCUCCAGCUCAAGGACGGCUUCCCCGAGGAUAUGGAGGUCUUAUACGUCGGAUCUUUGAGCGUCGACGUCGUCGGCUCACACGAGCAAGAACACGUGGCGCAAAUACUGUUGGAGAAAUUCAAAUGCGUUCCAGCUUUCUUCCCACCCGAUUUGCAGUCAAAGUUCUACCACGGAUUCUGCAAGAGGCAGUUAUGGCCGUUAUUCCACUACAUGCUUCCGUUUUCGCCUGCUAACGGUGGGAGAUUCGAUCGGUCUAUGUGGGAGGCUUACGUGGCAGCCAACAAACUCUUCUUCCAGAAGGUCGUCGAGGUGAUAAACCCUGACGAUGAUUUUGUAUGGAUUCACGAUUACCAUCUGAUGGUUCUACCUACUUUUUUAAGAAGACGAUUUAACCGUAUCAGGAUGGGGUUCUUCCUCCACAGCCCUUUCCCUUCCUCCGAGGUCUACCGGUCUCUCCCCGUUCGCGAAGAGAUUCUCAAAGCUUUACUAAACAGCGACCUCAUCGGCUUCCACACGUUCGAUUACGCGCGUCACUUCUUAACAUGCUGCAGCCGGAUGCUAGGGUUGGAGUAUCAGUCUAAACGAGGCUACAUUGGGCUGGAGUAUUACGGGAGGACCGUGGGGAUAAAGAUCAUGCCCGUGGGGAUCGACAUGGGACGGAUCCAGUCCGUGAUGAGAGACUCAGAGAAGGAAGGGAAGGUGAUGGAGCUCGAAAGGCGUUACGAAGGCAAGACGGUGUUGCUUGGGAUUGAUGACAUGGAUAUUUUCAAAGGGAUCAACCUGAAGCUGCUCGCAAUGGAGCAAAUGCUUAAGCAGCACUCUACCUGGAGGGGGAAGGCCGUCUUGGUUCAGAUUGUGAAUCCCGCUAGGGGUAAAGGGAUUGACAUUGAGAAAACACGCGGCGAAAUCGAAGAAACCUGUAGGAGGAUCAACGAAGAGUUUGGAUACCACCAACCAAUUGUAUAUAUUGACACUCCAAUUUCGAUCACUGAGAUCAAUGCUUAUUACCAUAUCGCCGAGUGUGUGGUCGUUACGGCCGUUAGAGAUGGGAUGAACCUGACUCCUUAUGAGUAUAUAGUAUGCAGACAGGGUGCAAAGAAGAGCGUGUUGGUUGCGUCCGAGUUUAUCGGAUGCUCUCCUUCGCUUAGCGGAGCUAUAAGGGUGAACCCGUGGAACGUCGAAGCGACUGGUGAAGCGCUGAACGAGGCCUUAUCGAUGAGCGACGGUGAGAAACGGCUGCGGCAUGAGAAGCAUUACCGGUACGUUAGUACUCACGACGUUGCGUUUUGGUCGAGGAGUUUCUUGCAAGAUUUAGAGAGGAUAUGCGUGGACCAUUUCAAGAAAAGGUGUUGGGGGAUGGGGAUUAGUUUUGGUUUUCGAGUUGUGGCGCUUGAUCCUAACUUUAGGAAGCUUUCGAUACCGUUGAUUGUUUCGGAUUACAAGAGGGCGAAAAGCAGAGGUAUACUGUUGGAUUAUGACGGCACUCUGAUCCCUCAGAACUCUAUCAACAAAGCUCCCAGCCAAGAAGUUAUGAACUUCUUGGCUGCGCUUUGUGAGGACAAGAAGAAUUCAGUUUUUAUUGUGAGCGGAAGAGGAAGGGAGAGCUUAGGCGAAUGGUUCUCUCCGUGCAGAAACAUUGGAAUUGCAGCAGAGCAUGGUUACUUCUUGAAGUGGCCAGGCAGUGAAAAGUGGGAAACAUGUGGCCAGGGAACUGAUUUUGGUUGGAUGCAGAUCGUGGAGCCUGUGAUGAAACAGUACACUGAAUCUACGGAUGGCUCUUCCAUUGAAGUUAAAGAUAGUGCUCUUGUUUGGCAAUACAGGGAUGCAGAUCCGGGCUUUGGUUCUUUGCAAGCAAAGGAAAUGUUAGAGCAUCUAGAGAGUGUUCUAGCUAAUGAGCCUGUUGCAGUUAAGAGCGGUCACUACAUUGUAGAAGUCAAGCCUCAAGGAGUGAGCAAAGGAUAUGUGUCAGAAAAGAUAUUUUCAUCAAUGGCUGAAGAGGGGAAACCAGUUGAUUUCGUGCUGUGUAUUGGAGAUGACCGAUCUGAUGAAGACAUGUUUGAGGCGAUUGGUAAUGCGAUGUCGAAGAACUUGCUAUGCGGAGAUGCUCUUGUGUUUGCAUGCACAGUUGGGCAAAAGCCAAGCAAGGCUAAAUAUUAUUUGGAUGAUACUAUGGAAGUGAGAAGCAUGCUUGAAUCUUUAGCUGAAGCAUCAGAGGCUUCGAACUUCUCUAUGCGUGAGCUUGACGAUGCCCUUUGAUUUGGAAACCAGAGUCUUUGCCAGGUUUUUUUUUGCUCUAUAUGAUCUCAGUUCCGGUUCCUACUUGCUCUCGUUCUUCUACAACAGUCGAUGGUUUUGUUCUCAUAAAUGAAUAAUGUGCAUAGAUGGCUAAAGAGAUGAUACAGACAACGACAAGGAAAACAAGAGAAGAGAGUGGUGUUUGGUCUGUUGUGAUUGAAAGAAAGAAAGAAUAAAAGGCAGUGUGAAGUUUUGUUCUGUUCAGAUGGUAAAGACGAGGAAAAUUAGUUGUCUGGUUUCUUAAAAGCUUUGCAGGAUGUUGAAGUAGCAACAAGCCAACAAGCAAAAGCUUUGGUCUUCAUUUUCAUUUCUAAUGCUGUUAUUAUUAUUGUAAUUGGAUGAUCUUGGUAGACUUUCGUUUUGGAUUCGGCUGUUCACUGAGUCUGAGAAGGCAAAAGCUGUGAAAAAAAAUGUUACGUAAAGAUGAGAUAUGUUCACCAUUGUUUGAGAAUUUUCAAUAUAAUUUUUUUUUUUGUCU
Brassica napus (rape) is the source of this 4433-nucleotide messenger RNA. Its product is annotated as probable alpha,alpha-trehalose-phosphate synthase [UDP-forming] 7. Gene Ontology annotation, cellular component: cytosol. Gene Ontology annotation, biological process: trehalose biosynthetic process. The record is from RefSeq and is a predicted model, not a curated record. NCBI's taxonomy places the organism in Eukaryota, Viridiplantae, Streptophyta, Magnoliopsida, Brassicales, Brassicaceae. The transcript is spliced from 3 exons. Gene Ontology annotation, molecular function: catalytic activity. The coding region runs from base 1394 to 3916 and encodes 840 amino acids.